Messenger RNA from Aphanomyces invadans, 820 nucleotides. RefSeq lists its product as hypothetical. Gene Ontology annotation, biological process: Arp2/3 complex-mediated actin nucleation; actin filament polymerization. The transcript has 4 exons. The coding region runs from base 1 to 654 and encodes 217 amino acids. NCBI's taxonomy places the organism in Eukaryota, Oomycota, Saprolegniomycetes, Saprolegniales, Verrucalvaceae. Gene Ontology annotation, cellular component: Arp2/3 protein complex; actin cytoskeleton. Gene Ontology annotation, molecular function: actin filament binding. The record is from RefSeq and is a predicted model, not a curated record.
AUGGGUUGUCAUGACGAAAUCAAUCAAUUUACUGCCAACAAGCGCGAUAUUGCUCGGUCCUUUGAACGAGUCGAUUGCGAUCUGGGGACGCAACAAGGUUUUUUGACCCGCGCCGUGGCAAGCAACGAGCGAGACAGCAUCAUGGCGAACACCCUUGCCCCUUACUUGAAUGCGAUUCGGUCGACGUUGGAUGGCGCGCUGUGUCUGCAGAACUUUCCCUCUCAAGUGGUCGAACGACACAACAAGCCUGAAGUCGAGGUCGGGCUUAGCCGCGAACUUUUGCUGAACCCAGUGGUGAUCUGCCGAAAUGAAAACGAAAGGUGCUGCAUCGAACCGAGCAUCAACUCCACGCGUGUGUCCAUUUGCAUCAAGCAAGCUGACGAAAUCGAGACCAUCUUGUGCCACAAGUUUAGCCGCUUCUUGAUGCAGCGCGCCGAGCAAUUUAUUAUCAUGCGUCGCAAGCCCAUCGAGGGCUACUCGAUCAGUUUCCUCAUCGUCCACACGCAUCUCGAGAACCUGUACAAGCACAAACUGGUCGACUUUAUCAUUCAGUUCAUGGAAGACAUCGACAAGGAAAUCAGCGAAAUGAAGAUCAACUUGAAUGCCCGUGGCCGUGUCGUGGCGACCGAGUUCAUGAAGCAGUUUACGUCGUAAGAUAGACGAGAACAUCAAGUGCCUUCGCUUCCUCCGUUCUUCUCGCAUGCGUGCGCGUCGCCCAUUCUUCCACGUGACCCUUUCGUUCCACCGUGGAUGUCAAACAUUGCGUAUGUUUACGUCAAAUGAGGGUGAAGCCAUUCGAUCACGACAUUUUCGGGUAUCA